Molecule: messenger RNA, 1833 nt
Organism: Bactrocera dorsalis (oriental fruit fly)
Lineage: Eukaryota; Metazoa; Arthropoda; Insecta; Diptera; Tephritidae
Product: maltase A2-like
Exons: 6
Coding region: 1-1728 (575 amino acids)
Biological process (GO): carbohydrate metabolic process
Source: RefSeq, a predicted model, not a curated record
AUGACACAAACAGUUUUCGUUGCGAUGUCUUCCGGUACACUACGUAUAGUACAAAUUUUAUUGCUCUGCGCAUGCGGCGCUUUUGCAGCCAGUGAUGUCGAUUGGUGGGAAUCGGCUACGCUCUAUCAAAUCUAUCCACGCUCGUUUAUGGAUAGUGAUGGUGACGGCGUGGGCGAUUUGAAUGGCAUUACCUCACGGCUGCCAUUCCUCAAGGAAAUAGGCGUGACCGCCACUUGGCUGUCGCCCAUCUACGAGUCACCGAUGGCCGAUAUGGGUUACGAUAUAAUCAAUUUCACAAAAAUUGAGCCACUCUUUGGCACGAUGGAGGAUUUCGAUGCUAUGGUGGCGAAAGCGCAUGAGUUAGGCUUGAAAAUUAUUCUAGAUUUUGUGCCAAACCAUUCGAGUGACGAGUGUGAGUGGUUUCAAAAGUCUAUAAGACGUGAGGAUGGUUACGAUGACUUCUACAUAUGGGACGAUGGUAAGAUAGAUCCACAAACGGGUGAACGCGUACCACCAAGCAAUUGGAAUUCGGAGUUCAAUGGCCCGGCAUGGACUUGGAACGAGCAGCGCCAGCAGUACUAUUUUCACUGGUUUCUAUCUAAGCAACCGGAUUUUAAUCUCAGAAGUCCAAUGGUGCACCAACAUUUAAUCGAGAUCAUGAAAUUUUGGCUGGAACGCGGUGUGGACGCUUUUCGUAUCGAUGCGGUGCCACACUUUUUUGAAAAGCGUUUUGACAAUGGCACAUACCCAGACGAGCCACCUAGUGGGAUGACCAAUGACACAAAUAGUAACAGGUAUUACGACCACAUUUACACAAAGGAUCAGCCUGAGAAUCCCACGAUAUUGUAUGAAUGGCGAGAAUUUUUAGACGAGUACCAGCGUCAACAUGGUGGCGACACACGCGCUAUGGUGGCGGAAGCUUAUGCAAGUGUCAAUAUUUUAAGCGACUAUAUCAACAACGGCACCCACGUCGGUACUCAACUGCCCAUGAAUUUUAACUUUGUAUUUUUAAGAAACACUGCGUCGGCGAGGAUGGUUCAACUACUUGCUGACAAUUGGAUGAAUGUAAUGUGGACCAAACAUAAGGUAGCCAACUGGGUUGUCGGCAAUCAUGACAACAGCCGGCCGGCGACGCGCAUUGGCGAACAACGCGCUGAUAUGAUGACGAUUAUAGCACACGCUAUGCCUGGCACAUCCGUUACUUACUAUGGUGAUGAAAUCGGCAUGACUGACUAUGAUGCGGAAUGCACAUGGGCCAGUUGCGACUUCCGUGACCCCGAGCGCACGCCAAUGCAGUGGGAUUCUACGACAAAUGCCGGUUUCAGCAAAGGCAACUCAACUUGGUUGCCCGUCAACUCAAAUUACAAAACGCUCAAUGUACAGCGACAGCGAGGCAUUGCACGUAGCACACUGAAUAUAUACAAGGCCAUGACAGCCCUUAAGAAAACGAUUGCUUUCAAAUCGUUCAAGGAAGAGGGCGGUUUCUCGUAUGAGGCUUUGUCAGAGCAAGUCUUUCAAAUUAUCAGAACUGCUCCGAAUAUUGAGGAGUAUCGUGUACUUGCCAACUUCGGCGGUCAGAUGGAAUAUUUAGAUGGUUUGACGAACAAAACUAUGGAGUAUGUCGUGCUUAACUCUUACUCGCCGCACAGAUACGGUGAUAAAGUGGAUUUGAGCAAACGAAUUUAUCUAAUGCCCUAUGAAGCAGUGGUCCUGCGUUGGGUUGCCUGAAGUAUUUAUAAGAAUUUAUUUAAUUUCAACAAAUCCUCAUACAUGUAUAUCACUAGAUUUUAUAAGCUAUUUUUCUAAAUAAAUUUAUUACUAUUUACAAAUUUA